Gastrolobium bilobum is the source of this 3029-nucleotide messenger RNA. Its product is annotated as probable GTP diphosphokinase RSH2, chloroplastic. The coding region runs from base 561 to 2753 and encodes 730 amino acids. The record is from RefSeq and is a predicted model, not a curated record. The transcript is spliced from 6 exons. Lineage: Eukaryota; Viridiplantae; Streptophyta; Magnoliopsida; Fabales; Fabaceae. Gene Ontology annotation, cellular component: chloroplast. Gene Ontology annotation, biological process: guanosine tetraphosphate metabolic process.
CUGAAAAUCUAAGACGAACGAAGCUCUCUCUCUCUCUACUCUUCCUCCAUUUUCAAGCGUAUUUGACUCUCUUUCUUUGAGAUCCCAGGGUCCCCAUUUGUAAAUACUUCUCUAUUCACCUCUCAUAUAAAAAUUUGUAUAUAUAUAUUACACCCAUUUCAAUAGAAAGAAAGAAAAAACUGAAUCUUUGAAUUCUUCAAUCAAUUUCCAUUUCCCUUUUUUUUUUUUUAAUUCUCUGUACAGGCAUAGAGAAAUACUUUUCCUCAGUUUGAGGAAAAUCACUUUCUCUUCUUUCUUUUCUGAAAUUGUGAGCCACCAUAACAGUAACUGGGUCGCUGAAAAUCAUUGGGGCUUGCAUCAAUUUCUUCUGGGUUUCUGAAAAAAAAGAAAAUAACAAAAUUCUAAUUGUUGGGUUAUUCUUAUUUUUUCUCUGAUUUCCAAAGAAGGUUAAAAAAUUGUAACUUUACAGUAUAUUUGUGGUUGGGAUCGGAAACCCUAAUUCCCAAAAGGCGAAGUGAAGAAGAAGCAGAAGCAAAAGCAAAAGGCAGAAGCUUUGUUUCAUGGCGGUUUCUACUAUAGCUUUAUACGCGAGUCCACCGAGUAGUGUGUGUUCCACGCCGCACCCUUGCCAGAUCAAUGCGCACGCUACCUACGACUUCGAAUUGGGGUCUCGAUCUUCGUCGCCGGCAUCGACAACGGCGGCGUCUACGUCUCAGAAGCCGGUAAUGGGUGGACUUUCGUGCCUGUUCUCCUCGCCGGCGACGGUGGCGGUGAAGCACGUUCCGUUGUCGUCGAGCUUUUCCGGCAGCGUAGAGGAAGAUGAAUUGAAGGAACUAAGUAGCUCCUUCUCGUACUCGCCGAGCAAGUUUGGUGGGUCUUCUUGGAAGAGAGAUCAAAGCCCAGUUUCGGUUUUUCAUGGCCCAGUUUCGUGUAGCAGCUGCAGCACCGUUCGUUCUGUUAGAAGUUCCACCCCUGUGAGGAUUGGAUGUGAAAGGGGUGGGACUAAUGGCUUUUUUGAUGGAUUUGUGAGGAAUGCUUUGGGUUCUUGUUUGGAUUAUGAUUCUCCAAGUUUCAAGGUUCAUCGUGGUGGUGACUUAGAUGUGGGUGCUUCUUCUUCUGUUCUGGUUGAUGAGUUGACCUUCAAUUUGGAGGAUACUUUUGUGGAUGGUGACUUUGAGCCCUAUGCUAAGAAGUUGUUGCUUGGUGCCCAGUUGAGGCACAAGAUCUUCUGUGAAGAGUUCGUUAUCAAGGCUUUUUGUGAAGCCGAGAAAGCUCACAGAGGGCAGAUGCGAGCUAGUGGGGAUCCUUAUUUGCAGCAUUGUCUGGAAACUGCUGUGCUACUGGCUUUGAUCGGUGCCAAUUCCACUGUAGUUGCUGCGGGGCUUUUGCAUGACACUCUUGAUGAUGCUUAUCUGACUUACGAUUAUAUUUUUGGGACAUUUGGCGCUGGAGUUGCUGAUUUAGUUGAAGGGGUUUCUAAACUGAGUCACUUAAGCAAGUUGGCUCGAGAAAAUAAUACAGCUUGCAAGUCUGUUGAAGCAGACCGCCUGCAUACCAUGUUCCUUGCCAUGGCAGAUGCAAGAGCUGUUCUCAUUAAAUUGGCAGAUCGAUUGCAUAAUAUGAUGACACUAGAUGCAUUGCCAGUGGCCAAGCAACAGAGGUUUGCAAAGGAGACUUUGGAGAUUUUUGCACCUCUGGCCAAUCGGUUAGGAAUAUCUAGUUGGAAGGAACAAUUGGAAAAUUUGUGUUUUAAGCACCUCAACCCAGACCAGCACGAGGAGCUUUCGUCAAAGCUUGUGGAGUCAUAUGAUGAUGCAAUGAUUACUUCUGCAGUAGAGAGAUUAGAGCAAGCACUUAAAGAUGAAGGCAUAUCUUAUCAUGUCAUUUCUGGGCGACAUAAGAGCUUGUAUAGCAUUUAUUGCAAAAUGUUGAAGAAGAAGCUAACCAUAGAUGAUAUCCAUGACAUUUAUGGGCUGCGCUUGAUUGUUGACAAGGAGGAAGACUGUUAUAAAGCUUUGAAAGUUGUUCAUCAGUUAUGGUCUGUGGUACAAGGAAAGCUUAAAGAUUACAUACGUUGCCCCAAGUUCAAUGGGUAUCAAUCUCUGCAUACUGUGGUGAUGGGUGAAGGCAAGGUUCCCCUUGAAGUGCAAAUUCGGACAAAAGAUAUGCAUUUACAAGCAGAAUUUGGAUUUGCUGCUCAUUGGAGAUAUAAGGAAGAUGACUGUCAGCAUUCUUCAUUUGUGCUUCAGAUGGUUGAGUGGGCUCGAUGGGUUGUCACCUGGCAGUGUGAGGCAAUGAGUAAAGAUUGUUCAUCUGUAGGAUAUGCUGAUUCAAUCAAGCCACCAUGCAAAUUCCCUUCCCAUUCGGAUGAUUGCCCAUAUUCUUGUAAGCCUGAUUGUGUUCAGGAUGGGCCUGUGUUCGUUAUCAUGAUCGAGAAUGAUAAGAUGUCUGUUCAAGAAUUUUGUGCAAACUCAACAGUAAUGGAUUUGUUGGAAAGAGCUGGGCGAGCAAGCUCUAGGUUGACAACAUAUAGGUUCCCACUGAAGGAAGAAUUGAGGCCAAGGCUGAAUCAUUUGCCUGUAAGUGACCCCAAUUGCAAGUUGAAGAUGGGAGAUGUUGUUGAGCUCACACCAGCCAUACCUGACAAGUCUCUAACAGAAUAUAGGGAAGAAAUCCAGCGUAUGUAUGAUCGAGGGCUAUCUGUAUCAAGCAAGGGAACUGCUGCUAGCAACAUGGUUGGCUCAAGAAGUUGACCCUUGCUUUGGCUUUCACAUCUAUUCCAAUUUCCAACAUAUUAUUUAGUGACAGUUAUUUAUGUAUAUAGAUAUAUUUGUACAGAACUACAACUAUAUGUUACUACUAUCAACUUGCUAACUUGAUUCAAUUAUGUGCUGAAUGAUUGAUUUAUGUAGUUGGUUCAAUUAUCCUGGUAACUUAAUUGCACCCCACUUUGCUUCAAGAAUUCAGGAUUUAUUUUUUUGAGUCUUGCCUUUAUCAAAUAGUUUUAUCUUUAUAUUGCGAGAUGCCCC